Messenger RNA from Lynx canadensis (Canada lynx), 1835 nucleotides. RefSeq names its product DNA fragmentation factor subunit alpha (gene DFFA). The transcript is spliced from 6 exons. The record is from RefSeq and is a predicted model, not a curated record. Gene Ontology annotation, biological process: apoptotic DNA fragmentation; regulation of apoptotic process; apoptotic process. Bases 61 to 858 code for a protein of 265 amino acids. Lineage: Eukaryota; Metazoa; Chordata; Mammalia; Carnivora; Felidae. Gene Ontology annotation, molecular function: deoxyribonuclease inhibitor activity.
GUGGCGCCGCGCGGAGCCUCCCCGACUUCCCCGAGUCAGUCGAGUCCCACCCUGAGGAAUAUGGAGGUGGCCGGAGGCGCCGAGACUGAGAUCCGGCCUCUGAAGCCGUGUCUGCUGCGCCGCAACCACAGCCGCGAGCAGCAUGGCGUGGCGGCCUCCUGCCUGGAGGAGCUGAGGAACAAGGCCUGUGACAUUCUGGCCAUUGAUAAGUCCCUGGCACCAAUCACCCUGGUCCUGGCAGAGGAUGGCACCAUAGUGGAUGAUGAUGAUUACUUCCUGUGUCUGCCUUCCAAUACUAAGUUUGUUGCAUUGGCCAGUAAUGAAAAGUGGACGUACAACAAUUCAGAUGGAGGUACAGCUUGGAUUUCCCAAGAGUCCCUUGAUGUAGAUGAAACGGACACUGGGGCAGGGCUGAGGUGGAGGAAUGUGGCCAGGCAGCUGAAAGAAGACGUGUCCAGCAUCAUCCUCCUGUCCGAGGCAGACCUCCAGGUGCUCAUUGAUGCUCCGUGUUCAGACCUGGCUCAGGAACUCCGCCAGAGCUGCGUCACCGUCCAGGGGCUCCAGAACACCCUCCAGCAGGUCCUGGACCAGAGGGAGGAAGCCCGUCAGUCCAAGCAGCUCUUGGAGCUUUACCUCCAGGCUUUAGAGAAGGAGGGUGGCAUCUUGUCAAAGCAGCAAGAGUCCCAAACUGUUGGUGACCAGACGGAUGCAGUCGACACGGGUGGUAACAGAGAGAGCUCCUCCACAAUCGCACUCACAAGCCAGAUCCUUACUGUGCUGAAGGAGAAGCCUGCUCCAGAGCUGAGUCUGUCCAGUCAGGAUUUGGAGAGGGACUUUCGUGUCGGUGUUGGAGGGUAAGGAAAGGCCGUGGCCAUGGAGCGUGAAAGGAUUCUGGCGUUUCAGCACAAAGACCUCAGAUACGCCGGCGCUGCCCGAGCUCAGUCCCCUAAAGAAAAUCCCGGGAGCGAGAGAGCAGCAGGCGAGGGGAGCCGGGAGCGCUUCUCAGUGGUUCUCAUUCUUGCCGCAGCUGGUUGCCAAGGAAGACCCCGGAGCUUUGGCUGCCGCUUUGAGCUGGGACGCGGAGAAGACGGUGACGGUGCAGCAGGCCUGUAAUCAGGAGCUCAGCUUGCGCCUCCAGCAGGUGCAGAGCCUGCGUUCUCUCCGGAACCUGUCGGCCAGGAAGAGUUCGCUGCCUGGAGAACGGCAGGAGCCUAAGCGAGCCAGACAAGACCCCACAUAGCUGCAGCCGGAAACCCCGUGGCCUUGUUCUCAUUCUCAGUAAAUACCUUCAGCCUGAUUACUGUAGCUGCUGCCUUAAUACUGUACCCCCUGCCUGAUAGCACCUUCUGGAACAGCCCGGAAGACCAGCCUCCUGCGGUCCCUUCCAGAAAAGUGCUGUCACAUCUCAGCUCCCGCCCUUGCAUUUUUUGAAUGACAAAGCUGCACCCACAAUACCCCACCUCUUACUAAUGACCUGUUCUCAUGGUCUCUGUUUGAAAGUAACGGUCAAGGGCAGUGAAAAGAAGCUGUUGUAUUUCAGACUCACUAUCCUUUUUCAGAAGCUAGAACUGCAGAAUUUUCAACACAGAUAAUGGUCAGGAAGGUGACGUACCAGAGUUGAUUUAUGGCCACAAACUCGUUUCUCAAGUGAAUGAAUUUUUUGGUUUGUGUAAAGGCGCAUAUUAAGUCUGCAGACCAUAGGGACAUAUGGAGAGUCUAAUUCGCCAUUUCUAAUUGUGAAAUUAUAUUUGUUACCACUGUGAAACUGUUUCCAGUUUUCUAAUAUGUUUUAUCAGCAGGGGGUAUGAAAGGUCAUUAAACCGAUCUCCAUGUGA